CUGAAUGUAACAGCGCUAUCACCACCAUCACAGCCAGCGUCUCCCUACCAAGGUGUCCACUUUCGGCAGCUAGCUGUUGUUUUUACCUCGGGUUUUAAUUGAAACAUUUUGAUACUAACUUGUACUUGACACCUCUGGACGCUUGCUGCCAUGAAGGAGAGCAGGAUUUUUGUGAUUUUCUUGGUGCUUUCCGCCUCUCUUCUGUGCACAGCCGAAGCGGGCAGGGGCAGGAGCGGCAGCAGCAACCAGAACAGCUUCAGACGGGCAGCUAACGGGAUCUACCAGACUCUGAGCAGCGUGUUCGGAGAGGAUAACAUCAGAGCCCUGUACAAGUUUUUCUCCAAAGCAACAGAGCGUUUCGUCCAUGGAGUGGACUCUUUUAUGGAUACCAUAUGGAAGAUCUGGUCAGAUCUGCUUGAUGUGAUGGGAAUUGAUUCAUCAAACCUCAGCCACUACUUCAGCCUCACGUCUCUAAGCAACUCCCCAGCACGCGCCUUGCUUCUGCUCGCUGCCAUACUGUUGGCCUACUGGUUCCUAUCCAUGUUCCUGGGGGGAGUGUUUUAUCUGCUGCACGCAGUUUUUGGACGCUUCUUCUGGCUGGCGAGGGUCAUACUUUUCGCCCUGUCCUGCCUCUACAUCCUCCAGAAGUUCGAGGGCGACCCGGAGCGAGCCGUGCUGCCUCUGUGCUUCAUCAUGGCUGUGUACUUCAUGACAGGACCCGUUGGAGCGUACUGGCGUCGAGGAGGCGGGGCGGGCACGCUGGAGGAGAAAAUUGACCACCUGGACACUCAGAUCAGGCUGCUCAACAUCAGGCUGAGCCGCGUCAUAGACAGCCUCGAGCACAGCGGGGAGCAGUAGACCCGCAGCAAGGAGAAGGAUCAGGCUUAACCACAAGUAUUUAACUCACUUUCCUGAUAACAUCUGCAGGAAAACAACCACCAGGUAUUUACAACUCAACUGUCAGGUGGGAUAAACUAAGAUCUGAACACAGGGUUUUAAAGGCUUGAGUCGAUUAUUGGAACAUAAAUGUAAAAUUUCUCUAAGAGUUAGACACGUCAACCAAACCAAACAUUUUUGCUUGAUUAUGGUAAACAGAAAAAAAUUGGGACAUUUUUUUGUACCUCUGUAAAGAAGUUUAACUGUGAGCUCUCUUUCUCUUUCACACAUCUUAGCAACUUAUAACAAGCUGUCAAAUGAUAGAUUUAUUUUUCUUUUGUUGAAGUACAUAGAGUGCUCAUGCUAAGAAAAUAAACAUUUUAUAUUUAGAUUUUUGCCCUUUUGAAACCCCUUGAAAUCUGUUUGAAACUACUGUAAAAAAAAUAAUAAUAAUGUGAGCACGAAUGCCUGACUUGAAUUGAGACAUUGUUAUUUCUGAUAUGUAAAGAUGUUGUAUAGUUGUCCACAGUGAGAUUUAUUUAUUUCAUCCAAACAUAUUGAAAUUUCUUCUGAUUAAUGACCAUCUUGUGGCGAAUGUGACGUCCAGACCUUUCUUUUGUGUGUGUGUUUGGGUACAUGAGUCAAUGCCGCAGUGACCUGCUCCAGUGUGUGUUUGUGGUCAGACAUGGGAAUUGGAAAAACAUUGCAUCUAAAGUCACAUUCUGAUGUGGAAACCAUACAGAGAGCCAGCAAUAUCUCAGGGACUCACUCAACACAUAAUGAAAUAUGAGUUCUAUUAUAAGUCACGUUUUUGUUUCUUGAAAUCUGUGUGUGUUGUGAAGUUUAAUUUAUGCAUACCGUCCACAGAAAUCCUUCUUUUAAUGUUGUACUUGUUGUGGUGACUCAAAUCGGGUCAUGUUUUUAUCAUAUCCAUGCUCUAAUACUUUGAGUCACAGGAUACUGGCUAAUUGGUCUUAGAAAAAUCACCUUUUUCAGAACACAGUUUUUAUUGUAUAUCUUUUUUUUUUAAACUGAAGGAUAAAGGGCCUUGCACAAGUCUGGAUAGUUGGAAACUUUCAAUGGGAAUCAUUGGGAAUUUUUUGGGAAGUAACUAUUAACAGUAAUAUUUAAAAAUGUUAAACGUCAGCUCUUAUCAGGGAUUUCAAAUAGGGGGUUAUUUUAGCAUAAUUUUGAAUACUUUUGACUGUAUCUAUGCAGUUCCUCCAUCACAUGCAUAGGGGGAUGCUGGAAUCCAGUCGUUUCCCAUUCAUUCCCCAAAUUCCUAAUUAAAGUUUUGAAAUUACUCCAAAGUGGAAAUUGCUGAAACAUUUCUGUAAAUCUUGUUUUCAACUUGGUUGAACUUGAUUGAAAACAAGUUUCAACCAAGUUGAAACUUACUCAUACUUGAGUAAUAGACACUAUUACCCAACUAUCUAUUACUUACUUACUCAACUAUCUAUUACUUAAGUAUCUUUUACUCAACAGAUACUUGUAUCACUUCAAUCAUCUUUAAAAGAAAGUGCAUUUGAUCUCAUUUUGUGGCUUUUAAAAGUUGCAAAUCCAUCCAUAUUUUCUGUACAAUGGGUUAGAUUUUAGUGAGUUUUGUCUUAUUGGCCAUUUCCCUGGAGACAUUUCUUUACACCUAUGUUUUAUAGCUUUGGAGGAGUCAUUCAAACGUUGUGAUGGUAUAAGACCCAUAAUGCAAGGCAGCAAACAUCCCCAGCUGAAGGUAAAUAAAUGAAGGUUUAUUUAGGAAAUUAAAAUCAAAAUGUUUUUGCAACUUUAAUCACUAGCAUCUCCUUCCUUAACAUGGGAGCAUGCCAUUUUAAUGAAACUCUGUUUGAAUGCAGGGAUUUUGUUAGUUUGCUUAAAUCAGUCAGCUGUUACAGUAGUGAAGGUGAUGAAGUUGACCUAGAUGCACAAGCAAUGGUCUUGCAAAACACAAACUGCUCUAUUCAACCUUAUUAUGUUUUUAAUGUUUUUAUACAUUUAGUUUUAGUUCUAAAUCAUCAUGGACUUUAAAGUCUUAAGUUUGAAGUGCCUUACAAAAGUAAUGAUACCCCUUGAACUUCUCUACAUAUAGUUGUUACAACCACAAAAUGUAAUGUUUUGCAAUUUUGUGAAACAAAGUUGUGCGUAAUUGUGAAGUGAAAUUGGAAAGAAUAAAAUUCAAUGUUUUUUGUUUUGUUUUACAAAUAAAAAUCUAAUUUAAAUCGAACCCUCCGAGCCUCUUACACAGCUUGUAGAAGCUUCUUUGGCUGAAGGUAUAAUAAAUCUCUAACAGAUUUGAAAUUUGUCAUAAUUUGCAGAAACUAGCUUAAGUUCAGCCAGAUAAGAUGGGAGAGCAACUUUCAAGUUUUGCCACAGAUUUUUAAAUUUAGGUUUGGGUUCUGAUUGGGUUAUUCUCAGACAUGAAUCUGCUUUGAUCUGAACUAUUUCGUUGCAGCUUCGGCUGUAUUAUCAUUAUGUGUUAUUAUCAUGCUGAAAGGUGAACAUUUUCCUCCAGCUUCUCUAUCCAUUAUGAAGAAAUGCAUCCCUACAGCAUGAUGCAUCACCAUUCUGUUUGUAGUUGAAAUGGGACAAAAUGAAUAAGUUCAACGGGUGGAUAUUUUUGUAGGCACUUGCAGAAGAACCCGUAUAAGUGACCAUUCAAUGCCAGUUGCAGUUUAUUGCAAGUCUACUUGACCCUUAGAUGAUGAGCUAAUGUUAAAAAUAUCACUUUGCUCUGUAUUCUUGAUUUUGAAAGUCCAGGAUUGAUUUUCUUCUUAGCAGGUUUGGUAGUGCUGCACAAUUGUUAAAAUCCAUAAGAUAACGUUUUGUGGGAUAGAUCCACAUUUUCCUCACUGUAUUUCUCUGUCAUUGAGAUGAUUCCAGGUCCCUCUGUUAACUUUAGCAUCUCAAGGCAGAUAGACUCCACCCGGCAGGCUGGGUUUAUUAUUGCCAUGCAUGAAGUCAGGAAUCUCGUCAUAUAGCAACCUAGAAAUAUCGCAACCCAAAGAGUCCUUUCUUUAUAUUCCCCAAUUAAAAGUCUUAACAUUUUGUGGCACCACUGGCAUUUAUUCAGUAGUAGUUUAAAAGCAUGUUGUCUCCGAACCUAUGCCCCUAACAUAUGCUAAUAGUUUGGUAAUUUAUUUAUUAAUUUUUUUCAUUAAUACGUUUUUGGUUGGAUGUUUGUUUUUUUUGUGGUGUUCACUGCUGGCAAGCAAUCAUUUACAUCCAAAUUUUAGAUUUUUCUUGUUUUGCCAAAACAUUCCCACCCUGCUUGCUACAUAAAAAAAAAACACCCAAGUUAUUGAACUGUUCAUUGUCAUGUGAGAUUUGUUGCAUGCUGCCUUUAUCUUUGGAGAUUUCAGUUUUGCUUCCUGCGUCAAGAUUUUAACGAAUGUCAUGAGAUCAGCCAGAAAUCGAUUGUUUUUGGGUUAUGUUACUGUAUAAUGCAGCUUGUGUUUCUGCACUAUUUAUUUACACUGGAGACUGGGAUUUAUUGACCAAAUGAUCAUUCUUGGUUUAAAAAGAAAAAAAGACUGGAUACAAUCACUGUUUUCUCUUUCGAUAAUCACUGUAGUGUCUCUGAAAUGGAGAUACAUAUUGAACUAUGGGAAUCAAACACUUCUUUUCUCUUUAGGCAGCUGACGAGAGAGAUGGGCUUAUGAUCUAUUGAUGGCCUACAGAUUAAAUCUGUAUUUACAUUCAUAUUUCUGAAGAAACGGAGCUAAAUGUGUGCUUUAUCAAGGUACUUGGUGACUGAUAACUAUUGUUGACUGGUGUUACCCAAAUAUACUAUGGAGAAUUGCAAUAAUCUGUUUAAAUUCACACCUAAACCUGUAUAAUACUAUUACAGCUGGGUGAGGAUUUGAAGCUCUUUCACAUCUUUAAAACACUUGAGAGCUUGUAAGGUAUUGUGUGGAACAUCAUGCCACUAAUUAUAAAUGUUAUCAUGAGCCACUUACUGUAGAUGCUGGUUGAAACCAAACAGAUUCCAGUGUUGGCGUCUGUCAGCAUUAGAUUCAUUACUUCACCCAGAUGUUUAUUCUCUUGUUUAGAGUGUAUAAUGAAUGGCUUUUAAGUCCAUUAAAUUACUGUAACCCAACUGUGUCUAUUAUUUCAAAUGGACUUUAUAUCUUGUGCCAAUUUUUAUUACUGUAAGAACAUUUGAUCUUAGGCUUUUUAUUAUUUACGUUAUUUUAUGUUUUGUUUUUUCUUUAUCAUGUUAAGUCUUCUGUACUUGACUCCUGAUUUCUUUUUUGUGUUUGGGUGUGACUUUAUGAACAACUUUGUGGAAAAAUAGCUUUUUGAGCAAAGAUGAGGUUCAGAUUUGAAUAAACACAUGUAUAACUGAAAA
Messenger RNA from Poecilia reticulata (guppy), 5218 nucleotides. It is a transcript of the gene bri3bp, whose product is annotated as bri3 binding protein. The record is from RefSeq and is a predicted model, not a curated record. NCBI's taxonomy places the organism in Eukaryota, Metazoa, Chordata, Actinopteri, Cyprinodontiformes, Poeciliidae. Gene Ontology annotation, cellular component: mitochondrion.